AACAAAUUAUUCAUGUACAAUGCAUAGGUGCAGGGGCGGAUUGACCAUUUGGAAAACUCGGGCACUGCCCGAGGGCCCCGGGUCAAUAGGGGGCCCCAUGAGAUGCCCCUGGUACCUUUUUCAUAGGCUUUUUUGAGUUUGGGCAAGGACACAGGGGCCCCAUGAUCCCCUAUUGCCCGGGGGCCCCGUGAGUUGUCAGUCCGCCCCUGCAUAGGUGCCAACACUUCAUUGCUGCUCUUAAGAGUCCACCAGUGCUUCCUAUCAGUGCCCAUUAGUGCCACCUAUCACUGCC
Messenger RNA from Staurois parvus, 292 nucleotides. The record is from the annotation of a GenBank genome assembly. NCBI's taxonomy places the organism in Eukaryota, Metazoa, Chordata, Amphibia, Anura, Ranidae.